This is a messenger RNA of Trypanosoma cruzi, 1692 nucleotides long. RefSeq lists its product as uncharacterized. The record is from RefSeq and is a predicted model, not a curated record. The transcript has a single exon. The annotation marks the transcript as partial. NCBI's taxonomy places the organism in Eukaryota, Euglenozoa, Kinetoplastea, Trypanosomatida, Trypanosomatidae.
GGAAGCAUUCCCACCCCGCUAUUCCGUAUGGUUUUUCGAAAUGAGGCCUUCAACGAACAAAUAAAGAUGCAUUUGGUGAAGGAUUUUCCUCUUUUCCGUCUGCGCUCUGUGUACGUGUCACAUGCAGAGUUUUACGCCCUCCAACGGCAACUUGAGAUUUACACAAAAGUGUCAGCCACCAGUGAAACUCUGCCUGAUCCAGCAUUGGAAGAAACGCUUGGAAUUUCAAAGCUUCGUUGGAUGUUUGAUGCGUGGUUGAUGGUACUGGAAGGUAUUGCCCCUUCAUGGCUUGUGGACAAGGGUGUCGGUCCAGAUAUUGUUACCUUGUUUCUUGCCUCGCAUCGCCCUAUAGGGAAAUAUGAUGUAAAAGAAACUAUUGAAGCAUACACACAGCUUCCUAUGGAUAAUCGUGUGCGGUGCUCUUAUUAUACGGCAGGUGAGCGUAUGCGGCAACGAGUUCAUGUGAUGCAACGAUUUCCAGAUAUGAUUAACAAGUGGCGACAAGGCGCGUAUGAUCUUCGCUUCUUUGGCGAAGAAAUAACGGGAGCUGAACCAGCUGUGCAUGUGGCUCAUUGCAUUCGUAUGCUAUUAUGCAGAAGGAAGCCGGGGGAGAAUUAUAUUGAAGAUGAUGAAAUCGCUGCCUUUGUGCCAGCGGACGAUGAAUGUAAGCCAUUGCAGGUGUACAAUACCCUGGCAGCCGAACGUUUGCGUCUCUGGGUAUUGAAGGGGCUGCUCACCGCGGAACUGCACGGUGUCCACUGCUUGAUGCUUGAAUUCGAUACAGCCAUGGUGCUCUCGAUGUGCGUGGGACUUCUUUGGGGCAGCGGUGAGGAGGAGCGGCAGAGGGAAUUUGUAUUUCAUGUAUGUAAGAUUAUUGUGGAGACGGUGGAGGAUUACGUGCAGCACAGCGGCAUCAUUUGGCGGGUGAUUAUUGUCACUUCCGACGAAAACUCGCUGAAGUCAUCCAUGCUCUGUCGCGAGAUUCUUGAGGUGACGCAAAUGGCAAAAACGCGCGUCGAGGUUGAGGAGCGACAGCGCAUGGCUGCUGGUAAACGAGUGUCUUCCGCACCCUCUGACACAGGCAUAACUGCUCAAGAGGAGGGGGAGGGGGAGGAGGAACACGGAGAGAAUAAGGAGGAGGAAUCAAGGGGAGGCGAGGAAAAAAGACCAACAGGACCCGCGGCCCCGACGAGAGCGUUGACGACAGCAGUGGUGGCCAUGGCGAAGAGCGCCAGCUACAAACACGGCCCCUUCGAAGAUGUCGCAAGGUUCUCGGAGAGUAUUAGGGAUCGUGCGGCGCGUUGUGGUGUGCGAAUCUCCGACGCCGAGUUGUACCCCAUCUUUCUUGCCCUCUCUGGUGGCGAGGAUACGGUUCCCAUAAGUGAAAUUGUGCAACUUAUUCUUGAAAAGGAGUUGGAGCUAAACGACGGUCGCCGCAGCAAAAUUUGCAGGGAAACACGUUUGAUUUGGCCCCACGAUCACCCCAUCUGUGCACUGGAUAGUUGUGGUGUUCCGUGUGACAAAACCACCGUAUGGAACUUUGUCAAGAGCUUUCAACGACGUCCAUACCGCGCCAAUGUGGGAAACUACAUGGCCACCAUUGGUUUCACCCCCGGCAAUGCUCCGGAACCACCCGAGUCUCUCAACUACGUUGAAUUUUCCGUACUGAUGUUAGCCCUGGCACGGCAGUAG